Messenger RNA from Octopus sinensis (East Asian common octopus), 1431 nucleotides. RefSeq names its product acetylcholine receptor subunit alpha-like 1. Gene Ontology annotation, cellular component: neuron projection; membrane; synapse. Bases 1 to 1431 code for a protein of 476 amino acids. The transcript has 4 exons. The record is from RefSeq and is a predicted model, not a curated record. Gene Ontology annotation, molecular function: neurotransmitter receptor activity; extracellular ligand-gated monoatomic ion channel activity; transmembrane signaling receptor activity. Gene Ontology annotation, biological process: monoatomic ion transmembrane transport; signal transduction; nervous system process. NCBI's taxonomy places the organism in Eukaryota, Metazoa, Mollusca, Cephalopoda, Octopoda, Octopodidae.
AUGAAGCGAAGUCGAGGAUAUGCAAAAAUGACGAGACCCGUCGCAGAAAACUCUGAGCCCCUCAUCGUCUACAUUGGCCUGGUUCUGCGGGAGAUAAGAUGGGAGGACCCCUUUCUGGCUUGGAAUAGGAGUGAGUUUGGAAAUAUCACGGAAAUCCGUCUUCCUUCCAACACGAUCUGGACACCGGACAUUGUGCUCUACGACAAGUUUGUUGUCUGCCUCAUUCACAGUGCCGCUGGACGGUUCCAGCUGGACCAUUCAACCAAGUUGGGGCUGACACAUCUUGGGAGCGUGAAUUGGGAGCCUUCAAUGAUCUACAACAGUUUCUGUGACAUCAACGUGGCAAGAUUCCCUUUUGACGAACAAGAGUGCAAAAUGAAGUUUAGUUCGUGGACGUACAACAGUCUGCUUGUCGACCUCCAGCCGUCAUCUACGAGCUACAAGCGUGAGAACAGGAGCGUGAACGUGGACUUGACGGAAUAUACAGAAAGCAUCGAAUGGGAACUGGCCAACGCGAGUGUAAAGAAGAAUGUCCGCUUCUACAAAUGCUGUAUUGAGCCAUUCGUCGAUGUCACCUUUUACUUUUCUAUCCGACGGAAGCCCAUGUUUUAUGUUAUCAAUUUUAUCGUGCCAUGUGCCAUAAUUUCUUCCUUGACUGUCCUUGUGUUUAUCCUCCCGGCCGACAGUUGUGAGAAAAUGACGCUCUGUGUGUCCAUUCUCCAGAUUAUGACUGUGUACAUUCUCUUCAUGAUUGAUUUGAUUCCCCCCACUUCUGUCGUCGUUUCUCUCAUCGGACAGUACUUGCUUUUCACAUUGCUCCUGGUCACGUGUUCCAUAAUUUGCACGGUCUUGGUCCUCAACGUCAAAGUCAGGUCUCCGGGGACUCAUAACUUUACUCCUUCAGUCAGAAAAAUAUUUUUCGUCUAUUUGCCAAAGCUACUCUGCAUGAACAAGUGCUGCAAGAAGAAGAUCGGGACAUGCAGUCCUGUCCUCUUAGAGGCCCCUCAGCAAAACAACGAUGACAUUGAACUCGUCCAAAAAAUGAGCCAACAAUUCACAAAAAUGCAAACCAUGCAAAAACAGGAACAAAUUGGCUUAUUCUUAAAGGCCAUUUACCAAAUCACUGAAUUUUUUAAAAAACAGAAAGAGGACGAAGAAGUACUCUAUUUUAGAUUUAUCCCAGAAUCGGGAGUCAAGACCUUUGAUGAUCAUACAAAUUUGACUGUAAAGGGCAAGCUUAUUUACCGUGGAAUUAGGCUAACACGCAAUAUUGUUACUUCACACAGCUUGGGCAAGUGUGAAACUAUCAGUAAUUAUUUCAAAAAAGUUGGAAUUAUUCAAGAUUUUGAUGAGUCUUAUGCUGAAGAAGAGUUGUCCCCAUAUCAAAUUAUUGAGGCACACAAUAAUGAGCUAGACCAAAUUCUGAUUUAA